GCUGCUGCUCCUCGGUCUCAGAUCUUUGGACUCUGCCCUGGGUCAGGCUCACACCUUACUCCAGGAGACUGGGAGCCAGCAGAGGCUUCUCUGCCCACCCUGACUCCUGGAUCCCUCGGAAACAACACACCAGAAGGGGGUUCUUCAGCCACCAGCCGCAAGCCUCCUCCGCAUCACCAGCCCCUGCCCCGGAAAGGCCUGGAGGAAGAGGUCAGGGAAGGAAGAGACCUGCCCACUUUCCCAGUCCCGCCAUUGACCCAGCACCAGCGUCUGGAGACUCCAUGGCCUGGGCUUCCUGGGGCUACUGCCCCUGGCUUGUCCUCCUCUCUGUUUGUGCCUGGGGCCAUGCAAAGCCAGUGGACCUGAGAAGAGAGAACGUGAGAAACUGUUCAGCAAGCCCUCAGUACCUUCCAGUUACUGUGGUCAAUACCACAGUGCAGCUGAAAGCCCUACGCCAGCAGAUGCAAAACCAGAAUCUCUCUGCCUACAUCAUCCCAAACACGGAUGCCCACAUGAGCGAGUACAUUGGCGAACAUGACAAGCGGCUUGCAUGGAUGACAGGCUUUACGGGGUCUUCAGGAACUGCAGUGGUGACCAUGGGGAAAGCAGGUCUCUGGACUGACAGUCGCUACUGGACCCAGGCUGAGCAGGAGAUGGACUGCAAUUGGGAGCUCCAUAAGGAAGUUGGCACUUCCCCCAUUGUCAACUGGCUCUUCACUGAGAUUCCUGCUGGAGGGCGUGUGGGCUUUGACCCUCUUCUCUUCUCCAUUGGUACCUGGAAGAGCUAUGACAUGGCUUUCCAAGGCUCUGACAGACAGCUGGUGUCAAUCACAGCCAACCUUGUGGACCUGGUAUGGGGGUCAAAGAGGCCUCCAGUUCCAAGCCAGCCCAUUUAUGUCCUGCAGGAUGCGUUCACAGGGAGCAGCUGGCAGGAGAAAGUAUCCAACAUCCGCAGCCAGAUGCAAAAGCAUCGCAAGGCCCCAACUGCUGUGCUCCUGUCGAUGCUUGAUGAGACAGCCUGGCUCUUCAAUCUGCGCAGCAGUGACAUCCCUUAUAACCCCUUCUUCUAUUCCUACACACUGCUCACGGACUCCUCCAUCAGGUUAUUUGUAAACAAGAGUCGCUUUAACUCUGAGACCCUGCAGUAUCUGAACUCCAGCUGCACAGGCCCCAUGUGUGUGCAACUCGAAGAUUAUAGCCAAGUCUAUGACCGUGUCCAAGCCUACGCCUCAGGCACCGUGAGGAUCUGGAUUGGGACCAGCAAUACUAUGUAUGCCUUCUACAAUGUGAUACCUCAGGAUAAAAUCAUAGCAGAAACCUACUCCCCAGUGAUGGUAACCAAGGCGGUGAAAAACAGCAAGGAACAGGCCCUCCUUAGGGCCAGCCACGUGCGGGAUGCUGUGACAGUGAUCCGCUACUUGGUGUGGCUGGAGAAGAACGUGCCCAAAGGCACGGUGAACGAGUUCUCAGGGGCGGAGCGGCUCGACAGAUUCCGAGGAGAAGAAGAAUUUUCUUCGGGACCCAGUUUCCAAACCAUCUCUGCUAGUGGUCUGAAUGCUGCCCUGGCCCACUACAGCCCGUCAAAGGAGAUACACCGCAAGCUGUCUUCAGAUGAGAUGUACCUGGUGGAUUCUGGAGGACAAUACUGGGACGGAACCACAGACAUCACCAGAACAGUCCACUGGGGCACCCCCUCUGCUUUCCAAAAGGAGGCAUAUACCCGUGUGUUGAUAGGAAAUAUCGACCUGUCCAGACUCGUCUUUCCUGCUGGUACAUCAGGACCAAUGUUGGAAGCAUUUGCCCGCAAAGCCUUGUGGGAUGUGGGGCUCAAUUAUGGCCACGGGACAGGCCAUGGCAUUGGCAACUUCCUGUGUGUGCACGAGUGGCCAGUGGGAUUCCAUUCCAGCGGCCUUACUAUGGACAAGGGCAUGUUCACUUCCAUUGAACCUGGUUACUAUCAGGAUGGUGAAUUUGGGAUCCGUCUUGAAGAUGUGGCCCUUGUGGUAGAAGCAAAGACCAAGUACCCAGGAACCUACCUGACCUUUGAAGUGGUGUCCUUGGUGCCCUAUGACCGGAACCUCAUUGAUGUCAACCUGCUGUCCCCCAAGCAGCUCCAAUACCUGAACCGGUACUACCAGACCAUCCGCGAGAAGGUGGGCCCCGAGCUGCAGCGGCGCCAACUGCUGGAGGAAUUCGAGUGGCUGCAGCAGCACACAGAGCCCCUGUCUGCAAGGGCUCCGCGCGCCACCUUCUUGGCCUCUCUAUUGGCAGCCUCCACUCUUGCCAUCCUCGGCUGGAGUGUCUAGAGGCCCAGGACUCCCCUGCUAACCCUCUUGCUCAGUUCCCUUCACCCUGCACCACCCAUGCCCCAAGAGCUCCUGCUGGCCCCAGGGUAAGAGAGCCAGCUAGUUCCUUUCCUCCAGUGAGGCCAGUAGGCCAAACCUUUAAUCUGGCAGCCUGUUGCUGCUGUCCCCAAAGGCCAAUAUAGGGUAGUGCCUUACCCCCAGGGGCCCAUGGCCCUGGGAGAGCCCCACCCCAAAAGCACCAAAGCUGUUCCUGGACACUGGCUCCUAACUCCUUGAUCUUCCCAUGCCCUUGAGGCUGCCUCUGGCCACCCCCACCUGUACCUGGCCCUACAAUGACCUUCUGGCUACUGCCCACUGGCUGAAGCAAGGCCUGCUUCCAGGCUUCCUGCUAUGCCUAUAGAGGGGGAGGAAGGGAGGGUGGUUGCAUCCUCUGGUGCCUUACUGCCAGCCCAGGGUCAGGGAGACCAGCCAGGGAAGGGGCGUGUACACCAGCCCUUCACCCAACAUGUGAGCCCAUCGCUCCUAAACCCUGGGUGGGCUCCAUGCAAAGUGACAGGAUAGGGAGUUGAGCCCUAGGGAUUUGGCCAUGGUGCAGGAGGGGAUGCGGGAAGCCCUCUGCAAUAUGAAGAAUAUGGUCCUACCCGAAGUGAGGAACAGCCCGAACAGCGACCCCUACUCACUCUCUCAGAUUUCCCAGCAUGCGGGAGCCCAUUUAAUUUUCCAAAGUGCCACCACAGUGACAAUGCUGUUAAUCCCUCGGCAUCUUUGGAUGACCAUUAACCUGUGAGACAAGUGUCUGGUUUCCCCAUUUUACAGAUAGGAAAACUGAGUUCCAGAGAGGGUAGGAUCUGCCCAAGGACACAUAGUGUUUGGUUGGGACAUGGUGGGACCAGAAUGGGACGGCAGUCCAGCUCUUUGGACCUUUGGCACCACGGAGGAUCCCUUAGCCUCCCUCCCAGCCCUCUCCUGGCUCUCUGAGCCCACUGUUGGUGGGGGUGGGGAGCGGGCUUUCUGGCCAGCCCAGCCAGCCGUUAGCCACCUGAACUCACAUCCUGCUAGAUACUUAAAACAACCUGGCAACAAAGCCUGCAAUUGGGUUUUGCAUUGUGUCUGCUGUGUUGCUGGGGACUGCUGUUACUUGUGGCUUUUGUGGUUGGGGAGGCGAAGUGGGGGUGGGGAUGUGAGGCUCCCAGAAGCUCGGCUGGGGAGCACAUGUGCUUGAGAAUGCGCCUGUGAGCAUGCGUGCGGUGUUCCUGUGUUCACAUGCAUGCCACGCCCAGUCCACCACCUCCUGUGCUAAAGGUCUUGGACCCCAUUGGAGGGAACAGAGGGGAGCCUCACACUGGGGCACUUGUCCAAUGUGGUCCAGGCAAGUUGGGACCACCACCUUUGCUCAGAGGAGCAUUGUCUGGGAGAAGAAAGAACCAAGUUUCUGAGGCAGAGUGCUGGGUGAAGGCACCAGGUGGAGGAGCCCCCAGCUUGGGACCACCAGGCCUAGUGUGCCUGUGACACUUAUUCCCAGCAAUGCUUGUGUCCAAAGGCCCCAGCUCUGAGCCAGCCUCACUGAGGCCCUCAGCACCCAACAGUGGGCCUCUGUUGGCUGAGUCAUUUGCUCCCUCACAUGAUCACCCCAUGGAGACAGCUACUAAUAAUAAAAUUACAGGUUCCACCACCAACGUCGUCAUCAGUGCUACCGUCUACUGAGUGUUUAGUAUGUACCAGGAACUGUGCUUUACAUGCAUUCUUUUAAAAUGUUUUUAUUUUAUUGU
Miniopterus natalensis is the source of this 4075-nucleotide messenger RNA. RefSeq names its product X-prolyl aminopeptidase 2 (gene XPNPEP2). Gene Ontology annotation, molecular function: metalloaminopeptidase activity. NCBI's taxonomy places the organism in Eukaryota, Metazoa, Chordata, Mammalia, Chiroptera, Miniopteridae. The record is from RefSeq and is a predicted model, not a curated record.